GAUAAAGGAUAAUAUGGUUUUAUUUUAACCUAAACGUCCUAAACUUAUUCAUUAAAUUAAAUAUUUUCACUAGUCACUUUUCAUUCUCUCGUCGUUCCAAUUCUUUGAUAAUCGUCGCUUUUUCUUUAAUUUGACCGUUUGAACCAUCAGAAGCUUUACACAAUUGAAAUGGCGUCAAUUGCAACCAAGUUCCGCCCACUCUUUGAUCGAGUUUUGGUCAAACGUUUGGACGCUGUUAAACAAAGUAAAGGAGGUAUAAUGUUGCCAGAAAGUGCUUCGAAAAAAAUUCUCGAAGCAACUGUUGUAGCUGUAGGACCCGGUGCAAGAAAUCAGGAUGGAAAACCAAUACCAAUUGAUGUUAAAGUUGGUGACCGAGUACUGUUACCUGAAUAUGGCGGUACUAAAAUUCAAUUGGAUGAAGAUGAUUCAUACACAAUUUUCAAAGAAUCAGAACUAUUAGCAAAAGUAGAGUAAUUAUAAAUUAAUAAUAUGUUACACAAUUAUAAUGCGACUGAUUAAUUUAGUGGGAAAUAGUUACAAUAUUUGUUUAAAAUUUAAAAGAAUUCCACCAUUUUACUUCUGAUUGUAUUUAAAAAUAGCGCUGUACUCAUUUUGAAUAUAAUUUAUGUCUAAUGUUUUUUAUUAUUUAUAUUUAAAAUAAACUAGUUUUGAAAAUUGAA
Messenger RNA from Rhopalosiphum padi (bird cherry-oat aphid), 680 nucleotides. Its product is annotated as 10 kDa heat shock protein, mitochondrial-like. The coding region runs from base 169 to 474 and encodes 101 amino acids. Gene Ontology annotation, molecular function: protein-folding chaperone binding; ATP binding; metal ion binding. The transcript is spliced from 3 exons. Gene Ontology annotation, cellular component: mitochondrial matrix. The record is from RefSeq and is a predicted model, not a curated record. NCBI's taxonomy places the organism in Eukaryota, Metazoa, Arthropoda, Insecta, Hemiptera, Aphididae.